Messenger RNA from Linum tenue, 809 nucleotides. The record is from the annotation of a GenBank genome assembly. Lineage: Eukaryota; Viridiplantae; Streptophyta; Magnoliopsida; Malpighiales; Linaceae.
AUGGAACCCAUUUGGAGAUUGGAGAGGACAUCUCUUGUCUUGGGCUAUAGCUUUGCACUUUCAUGCAAAGACACUAUGGCUCCAUUUUUACCAAACAAAACUCACAAGAAACUACCAAAGCAAAUCCAAUCCAAAGAAGAAGAAGAAGAAGAAGAGCCCGAAGAAGAGGAAUCACAUAGUGCUUCAUCAUCAUAUACACAUCAUCAAAUGUCAAGGAUGCAUAAGAACCACUUCACCAAGCAUCUCCUUCUGGUGGCCUUCUUCUUGCUUUGCUUCAUCUCUCCAUGUGCUCGAGGAAGGAGGUUGAAAGAAGUGGUUAGUGAAGAGAAGCAUGAAGUAGUAGCGGUAGAGACGAAGGAGCAUAAUUUGGAGGUUCCAUCGAAAGAAACCCAUUUGCCGGACCCCGACGAACUCGCCGGGAUGGACUAUACUCCGGCGAGGAAGAAGCCUCCGAUUCACAACUGACCGGCGGCAGGAAGAACAAUUCUUUGAAUUUUUUUGUUGGUGGGGGGUAAAGUUAGCUAGUAGAUUAGAGCUAUUUAUAGAGCUAAAUAUAUAUAGCUAUGGAUGGGAGUAUAUAAAUAUACACAAAUUGGAUACUAUUUAUAUAGCUAGUUAAUUAGUGGAGAUAGAUUUUGGAGAUGGGGAUUGAGAUUGGGGAAGGAUUGGUUUCUUUAAUUUUGUUUCUUCUUCUACCCAUUAUGUAAAUGUGUGGAAGAGGAACUUCAUCAUUACUUGAAAUGAUCAGAAGGGUUUUGUGCUUUACACUAGAAAGAUCAAGGGAUUUGUGAUGGCAAUUCAAUACAUAU